UCAUUUAAGUAUUUGAGCUCGCGCGUUGAAAACAAAAGUGCAAAGCUAACGGACCACGGCACAAGCAUUAACGGUUUAGUGUACCACAAGAAACGAAGCAAUCGCAGUGUUACUUGCAUACAAAUAACAUAAAGCAAUCAAAGCAACAACAAAAGUGAGAAUUUCGUUGUUGAAAAGUUACAAGAAUUUAAUCAUAAAAAUUAAAAAAACAGUUGAAUAAACUUGCCUUACAAUACAAUACAUACAAAAACAAUACGUUUUCCGGUUCUUUAAAGACCCAACAGCGCUCCAAGGAACGGAAAAGGCCAGCGCUUUAGUUCGCCUUAGUGGAUAUACGCAGCCUUUGUUAGCCCGAAAUUUUGGAAUAAAUCACGAACAACAAUGCAUUUACGACUUAUUCUGCUAGUCUCCGCGACAUGCCUAUUGGGCAGCGCGUACUCGGCUGCCAGCAGUGAUGUGCUCGCCUCAGCCACUACCGCUAAACCGCAAGGCUUCGCUGCACGCUCCAUUGAAGCGACCGAUGAGGAGGAUGAAUUUGAAUCGCAAGCGCAGACGCAUUUAGCUUACCGACAACAACAGCAGCCACAACAAAUACAACAACGUCAAUUGUAUGACUACAGUCAGUCAGAGGAGGAUCAGGAGGAAGCGCCACGACAAAUCUAUCAAAGUCGAAAUGUGAAGCAGCAGAGUAAUUACCUGAAGCAAAAUAAGAAACCACUAACCAGCGAGGAGGAAAGCGAAGAGGAGGUAGAGGAAGAGCCGGACCGAUUAUCACAAUUGUUGGCUAAGUCAUCGUUCAAUUGCAACACGAAAAACUCAGGCUAUUACGCCGAUGAGUCGCUCAACUGCGAAGUAUUCCAUUACUGCCAAGACAACCAACGCCAUUCCUGGAUCUGUCCGGAGGGUUUCACCUUCCAUCAAAUCCACCUCAUCUGCAUGCCACCAUCGCAUGACAAUAUUUGUCAGCAAUCGUCGAAAUAUCACAUUGUCAACGAUUACCUCUACAAACCAAUCAAUCUUCAGGAACACCAAAGUAAACCAAAUGUGACCUUGCGCUACUCAGAACGCUACUAUCCCGAGAACUACUAUGAAAACGAACGUUACGAAGAUGAAGAGGAGGCGCCACGUCAACGCGUGAAUCAUCAGCGUCAACCUGUUCAAGUGGGCUUCCAGCAGCAGCAGCAGCAGCAACAACAGCAACAGCCCAUCUACCAACAGCCCCGCCAACAAGUGCAGCAGGUACGCCAUCAACCCGUCCAUCAGCAGUCACAGCCUCAACAACAGCAAACAACCGCUUACCGCAAACCAGUGGCCACCGCAACAACGACUCAGCCACAGCAGCAGCAACAACUGGUUCAACCCAUACAACAGCACCCAAUUCAACAACGGCCCAUCGCUCAAACGAUCGCUCCACUGGUUACACCGAGCCCUUACAGAUUCUUCACGGCUGCAUCUCCCCUGCAACAUGCCGUGCCACAGCCACAAGUUUACCGUACACCAGAGGAAAUUAAUAUUUCACUGUUACAGCGCCGCCCACAGCUGUUCGUCGCCACCUCGACGCCGCGGUACUAUGAGGACGAUUACCUAUACGAACGUAGAAAGUAAAGUUGCUCAAUUAAAAUCGAACUCGCUAUCUUUCUCUUCAACUGUAGUCUCUCCACACUCUUGCUUACGGUAACCCUAUCUUGUAUUUAUCUUGUACAGCAAUUGCAAUCUGAAUUGUAUUCAAAGCGCAAAUCGAACCCUUCGAUCCUAAUCUAGCUUUAAACAUUAAGUCUAACGAAUUGUAAACAAUUUUUAUUUUUACUCUUUCUUAGUUAUUUACUGUUAUAACAUCUAUGUAUAUGCAUGCAUAUAACGAAUUCGAAAGUCGUCCCAAAAAUCGAAUUAUAUGUGUACCUUAAUAUGAACGGUUAUUUGUACUUUUGUAAACAUAAAUUAAAUUAAAUAUGUGAAAAUACUAAA
This is a messenger RNA of Bactrocera dorsalis (oriental fruit fly), 1965 nucleotides long. RefSeq lists its product as uncharacterized. Lineage: Eukaryota; Metazoa; Arthropoda; Insecta; Diptera; Tephritidae. Gene Ontology annotation, cellular component: extracellular region. Gene Ontology annotation, molecular function: chitin binding. The coding region runs from base 382 to 1605 and encodes 407 amino acids. The transcript has 4 exons. The record is from RefSeq and is a predicted model, not a curated record.